ACAAUGUACUCGGCAGGCUUGGAGAUCCUGGGGAUGAUCCUGGCCGUGGCCGGCUGGCUCGGGGUGAUGGUGGCCUGCGGCUUGCCCAUGUGGAGGGUGGCCGCCUACAUCGGACAGAACAUCGUCAUCUCCCAGGUGAUCUGGGAGGGCUUGUGGAUGAACUGCUCGGUGCAGAGCACGGGUCAGAUGCACUGCAAGGUGCACGACUCCAUGCUGGGGCUGCCGGUGGACCUGCAGGCGGCCCGCGCCCUGGUCAUCGUCUCCAUGGUGCUGUGCAUUGUGGGUAUCGGCCUGUCUGUGGCCGGCGCAAAGUGCACCAAUUGUAGCCCGGAUGUGAGCAGCAAGCCACGGAUCGUGCUGGCAGCCGGGGUGACCUUCAUGGUGGCGGGACUGCUGCUGCUGGUGGCCGUGUCCUGGACAGCCAACGCCAUCGUCUUGGACUUCUACGACCCGCUGCUGGAGGAGACGGGGAAGAGGGAGUUUGGGAACGCUCUGUACUUUGGCUGGGCUGCCUCCUGCCUGCUCAUCUUAGGGGGAGCCCUGCUCUGCUGCUCCUGCCCCCCCAGUGCAGCUGCAGCACCCGGCAGCGGAGGCUCCAUGCCCCCCAGAGUGGACUACUCAGCCAUCAAGACCAUGUCAGUCAAUGGAUACCCCAGGAGAGACUACGUAUGA
This is a messenger RNA of Myripristis murdjan (pinecone soldierfish), 672 nucleotides long. RefSeq names its product claudin-4. NCBI's taxonomy places the organism in Eukaryota, Metazoa, Chordata, Actinopteri, Holocentriformes, Holocentridae. Bases 4 to 672 code for a protein of 222 amino acids. Gene Ontology annotation, cellular component: bicellular tight junction; membrane. The record is from RefSeq and is a predicted model, not a curated record. Gene Ontology annotation, molecular function: structural molecule activity. The transcript has a single exon.